Molecule: messenger RNA, 3768 nt
Organism: Podarcis raffonei (Aeolian wall lizard)
Lineage: Eukaryota; Metazoa; Chordata; Lepidosauria; Squamata; Lacertidae
Gene: KBTBD3
Product: kelch repeat and BTB domain containing 3
Exons: 3
Coding region: 406-2235 (609 amino acids)
Molecular function (GO): protein binding
Source: RefSeq, a predicted model, not a curated record
UUUUUAUGGGCCAUUUACCUGGUUUUUAAAGGGUUGUAUUGACCAUAUGGUAUUCUGGCUUUACAUGCUAUCCCCAGAAUGCAACCCCGUGCAAGAUGUGAUCAUACUGUAUAUGCCAUGAAAGCUUGUAUCAUAAUACAUUUGUUAGGGUGGUAUUCAACCUUUACUCAGAGUAACAAGUUUGCAUAACGAGCAAAUUAUUUCCAUCAUUUCCUGUGGGAACAUUUCUAAUCCAGGUUUUCUCCCUCCAUGCUUUUUGCCUGAAACUGCUGCAGCCAAUCAGCAAAAGCCAAAGAGGAAAAACUGAUUGGUCCAAUCUCUCUCCUUACCCCCAUGGUUUCUGCCCAAAAUGGCUAUCAUUGACCAGCAAAACACAAACAACAAUAAGAAUAGAGUGCAGAAACCAUGGACAACCGAUAUGAUUUCAUUAGCACCCCAACUUGCAAUGGGAUUUCCUCUCGUGAGCAGAAAGCCAGCUCCUUGGUGGCUGAAGGCCAUGGCCAACAAAUCUUAAAUGUACUGCAAAGCUUCAGAGAUCAAAACAACUUUUUUGACUUCAAAAUACUUGUGAAAGAUGAAGUGAUCCCAUGUCACCGUUGCGUAUUGGCAGCAUGUAGUGACUUUUUCAGGGCCAUGUUUGAAGUUAACAUGAAAGAAAGAGAUGAUGGGAGUGUUACUAUUAGUAAUUUAUCACCCAAGGCAGUGAAGGCAUUUCUUGAUUAUGCCUACACUGGAAGAACAGAGAUAACAAACGAUAACGUAGAAAUGUUAUUUCAGCUUUCAUCCUUUCUUCAAGUUUCCACUCUUUCAAAAGCUUGCAGUGACUUUCUAAUUAAGAACAUUGAUCUUGUCAACUGUUUGCAGCUAUUAUCCAUUUCCGAAAGUUAUGGGUCCACUCAGUUGUUUGACCAGACCCUCAAAUAUGCCCAGCGCCAUUUUUCCUUGCUGCUCCAGUCAAAUGAUUUUCUGGAAAUGAAUUUCGAGAUACUGCUAAAAUGUAUAGAAGCAGAUGAGCUCAACGUCCCAGAUGAGGAAUCUGUGUUGAAAGCUGCCCUUUGGUGGACGAAACAUAACUUAGAAACAAGACAGAAACAUCUUCCUCACUUGAUGAAAAAAAUACGGUUACAUCAGUUAUCGGAGAAGACGCUGCAGGAAGUAUUGCACUCCGAAGAACAACUACUUGAAAGCGCUGGUUGCUUGGUAAUAAUCAAUAAGGCAAUUAAAAGUGUGCAAACUUUUAGCGGUUUGUUUCCAGACGCUCGCCCUUCAACAACAGAACAGUACAUACUUGUUCACAAAACUGAGGAAGACGGAGUACAUCGACAUACGUUUUGUUACAAUAUUAAAACCGAUCAAUGGAAAGAACUGAUGCACACGCACAUAACAGAUCUGCCAGGAUCAAGUUUAUCUAGUUAUGGUGAAAAGCUAUUUAUAACUGGCGGAUGUGUAGGGAACUGUUUCCGGACAAUUAGACUUCAUAUCGCCGAAACGUAUCAUGAUGCCACUGACCAAACUUGGUGUUAUUGUCCGGUGAAGGACAGCUUCUCAUCCGUAUCAGCCAUGAAGAAGCCAAGGACAAUGCAUGCAUCUGUUGUGACCCUAAAUCAACUGUUUGUAAUAGGGGGGAAGACAAGGGCAUCUAAGGAUAUCAAAAGUCUUUUGGAUGUGGAGGCAUACAGUCCUCUCUCUGGGGAAUGGAAAUCUGUGAGUCCCUUACCAAGAGGUAUCUAUUAUCCAGAAGCAAGUGCAUGUCAGAAUAUAAUUUAUGUGCUUGGUUCUGAAGUAGAAAUUACUGAUGCCUUUAACCCAUCUCUUGAUUGUUUCUUUAAAUAUAAUGCCGCAACUGAUCAGUGGUCUGAGCUGGUAGCAGAAUUUGGGCAGUUCUUUCACGCCACUUUAAUCAAAGCUGUUCCAGUGAACUGCACAUUGUACAUCUGUGACCUUUCCACCUACAAGGUUUAUAGUUUUUGCCCAGAGACAUAUGUCUGGAAAGGGGAAGGUUCUUUUGAAUGUGCUGGUUUUAAUGCAGGAGCAGUUGGAAUAGAAGAUAAAAUUUACAUCCUCGGUGGAGAUUAUGCUCCUGAUGAAAUCACUGAUGAAGUACAAGUCUACCAUAGCAGUAGGUCUGAAUGGGAGGAGGUUUCACCCAUGCCAAGAGCCCUAACUGAGUUCUAUUGUCAGGUGAUUAAGUUUAAUAAAUAUAGGGACCCAUGGUUGUUUGCGAUAGCAGUGUAGUCCAAUAUAUCAGUUAUAAGAAACUGCACAAGUUUUAUGGUUUUGUUUGCUUUUCAUUUGCCAAAAAGCCCCAUAUAUUAGAGGCCCAAUGGUUUGCAGCCAGUUUUUAUUUUAAUAAGGAGCAGGGCUUGAUUGAAUGUUUGAAUAUAUUCAAACACCUCUUUUUAAAUUUCAGUAGCAAUCCCCCCCACCAAAAGGGAUUGACCACAACUAGAAUCAGAAGCUUUGUGAACUCAAGAGUAAUGUAGAUGAUGUGAGGGUUUUCCCCCCCUUUCCCCCAGUCAGCCCUACAAUAUGUUGAAAAGCUAUGGUAUGAUUUGGGGUCAACUGGUCAAAGAAAAAAAAUGUCAAAAAUUACAUUGAGCAGUUUACAUCCUGGCCCAAGUUUUCAGAUUAAUGCACUUUUAGGGCCAAAGUAAGAGUAACCAGGAUCAAUCAUAGUUUUGCCAGUAGAAAAAAAUGGAGUUAAAAGUUGAAGUUUUCCAUAAUAUGUAGUAAAGUAAAAUAGGCUGAAUUUAGUUGAUUUCUGGAUGUUAGCUUAACUGUUUACCAGGGAGCACACCCCAUUGAACUCAGUGGGGUGGGCUUCUGAGUAAAAAUGUGUAGGCUUGCUGUAAGUUACUCAAUUCUGGAUUUUUUUAAAGCUUAAUUUAGCAUUUUUCACUAUUAGAUAUUAAAUAAAAUGUCAACUAUUUUGAUAGGAACAUUGCACAAAAUAAUUUUCACAAACAACUUUUAUUACCUUGGGCUGCAAUACUCUGUUCACCUGGGAGUAUGUUCAUUGAACUCAUAGAACUUACUUUUGAGUAGGCAAAGAACUGCACUCACUGAUAGACUAAAAUGGUUUAAGUAAAGAUAGUAGUGGAUUCAGUUGAGUAUUCAGUAUCUCAAAUGGUGUAGCUUCUUGAUGUUACUAAUAGGUUGGUCUGUCAUUUCAAUGCUGUUGACUGUGCUUUUCUCUUUAUGAUAGCCAUAGGUAACAGACACAGCCCAAGAAAGUACCUUUAUGCUUAUGCCUGUGGUAGCAAGUGUGCAGCAAAGUUUUUAUUUCCUUUGUCCAAAACAAUAUAGGAAUUUUUCUACUUGUGCUUAUUGCAUCAGGUUAUAUCUCGUCAGUCUGAUGUAAAAUCAUAGAGGGGUUAUAAUAGAUCAGUGUAAUUGUAUUUCCCCAACUUGAAUGCCUCCAUAUCUUUUUGGACUACAGCUCACAUCAUCCCUGAUCAUUGCCCAUGCUGACUAGGGAUGAUGGGAGUUUGGAUCCCAAAAUCUCUGGAGGACACCAGAUUGGGGAAGGUGGCCAAAAUUUAUAUUUAUUUAAAAUUAAGUUUCAUUUCCUGUGUAAAUUUACUUGGGAGUAGGUACAUUUGAAUUCAGUGAGAUUUACUCCAGAGUGAACCUGUUAAGGAUUAUACUGCACAGCUUGUAUUUUUGAGGCAGUAUCUUUCAUGACUGUUUGGAUCCUAAUUUUGCAUUUCCUUAUUCUUCCUUAAAUUGUAACUGGGUUGAUGAUCUGUAUAAAGCUGAUUAAGGGCA